AUGAAUGCUUCGUCUUCUAGAACCAGAAGAGGCCCUCGAACACCUCGUGCCUGUGAGAUAUGCCGUUACAAGAAGAUCAAGUGCGACGGACUCAUGCCGUGCCAGAGCUGCCGGUUCCGAGAAGCCAAUUGUGUUUAUAAGACGCAUAAUAAUCGCUACGUGCAGAGCACGCCCAGUGCCCAGACAUACCCCACUACCGAGAAUAGCAUACCCUCGUCAACCUCGUAUCCUUCAGACACAAAUCCAAACCGUAUUGGUAGCGUAGAUGCCCAACCCUCACCAGCGUUCACUGGCUCGUUGAGCCUUAUGAACCCCAAUAUCAGUCCGCAAUAUUCAACCACCCCCGAGGGCUCUGGAAUGCUGACAUUAAAUGCACUUGGCCCGGGCACAGACGCUUCAUCUACCUCCAAAGAUCUUGGAGAAGUCCUCGAUACGAAUUCCUACACCAAAAACAUCGAAUUUCACGGAAGUAGCUCAACUAUCAACUUCCUUCAGUUAGCUGAGAGAGGCGGUCAUAGCUCGCCACUUGAUAUGGGCAGCGUGCAACAGUCUCUGGUUUCUUGCCUUCACAACCCGGCUGUCGACCCUGACGAGUCCGAGUGUUCCAAAAGAUACCCUUUCCCAGAAGGCUCGGCAGAUUAUUUUCCCCAUGUCGCUACGCAAUUCAUCGAAGGCUAUUUCGAUGGCCUGCACUACGCACAGCCCCUGCUGUACAAAGAUGAGUUUUUGAGGCGCUGCCAGACGCUUUGGUUACAGGGGCGCAGUUCGUGCACCACGAGCUUUUUGGCCUUGUACUACGCCGUCCUAGGAUUCGGUGCGUUGACAAUGGUCUGGGGAGACGACGAGUUCAUUGAUGGCCAGGGUCGUUUUGAAUGGAGUAGAAAGCUUCUUGAAAAGUCCCGUGCGUUAGCCGGGCGACUUUGUCAAACGACUGAUUUGGAAUCUGUCCAGUGCUUCCUUUUCCUUGCCAAAAUAUGUCAAAAUGAGUUGAGUCCUCAUACUGCAUAUAUCUAUGUUGGCAGGGCAGUCCGAACCGCGCUAGCUAUGGGAUUAAACAGGGACUGCGUGAAAAGGUCGACGCAAGACAGCGUUGAACUGUGUAUGGCGCAGACUCGAACUUGGUGGGCUGUUUACUCUUUUGAGAUCGAGAUUAGCUUCUCCCUGGGGCGGCCUGACUCUUUGAAUCAUGAUGGCUAUCAUACCCGGCCAUUUCCGCAAAUCCGCACCAAACCCCACGAAAGCGGAAGUCUGGAGCCACCAGAAGUUGGUAUCAUCGAACAUCUGGUCAGACUCGCCCGACUGACCAGGGAGAUCUCAACUAAGCUCUACUGUCCUCUCAUUGGAAUGCCGCCGAAAUCACAGGCUAUCCGAGACAUCGAUAUGAAACUGGAUGCUUGGCUGAAUAGUAUCCCACCAGCACUGCGGCCUACGAAGAGCAGCCCAUCGGCUGGAUCAUUAGAGCUGACCAGACAACCUGCAUAUAUCCGGAAGCAAAAGCUCGUCCUUGGUACCAAGUAUCAUAACGUCCGUAUGUUGCUCCAUGCAUCUCUCAUUGAUACGGUUUCCGUUCAAUGCCCAUCCAUUGACUUUGCCGGAAGUCUAAGAGAAUGCGUUCAAUCAGCAAGAUUAACCAUAGAACUUGUGUACGAGAACUAUUGCCAUCAUGAGUUCUUCCGCACCUGGUGGUUCAACACGACCUACAUUGUAUUUGCAUCGACUAUUAUUCUGUUCGUUGCCAGUCAAAACGUGGAGGCACCAGAGAAGCAUCGCUGGCAAGAGCUCAUCCAGAACGCCAUUGAGAUCCUGAGCGUCAUGGACGAGAACGUCGUCGCUCGGAAAGCGGCGGGUAUCAUCAAAGAAUGCCAUGAUCGGGCCAAAAGGAAACAAUCCUCCGAGGUUUCCACAGUUUCAGGGAACGACAAUUCCUUUUAUACAAUGUUUGACCACGGCAUGAUGGAAUUACAGCAGUCCUUUCCAUUCGACGUUGCUAGUUGGGAUGGGGCAGGCAUAUUCCCAUGGGCAAACUUUGGACCUUCCAUUCCGCAGGAGCAGACGCCAGACUCUGGUUCGUAG
Fusarium proliferatum ET1 is the source of this 2073-nucleotide messenger RNA. RefSeq lists its product as uncharacterized. The transcript has 5 exons. NCBI's taxonomy places the organism in Eukaryota, Fungi, Ascomycota, Sordariomycetes, Hypocreales, Nectriaceae. Gene Ontology annotation, cellular component: nucleus. The record is from RefSeq and is a predicted model, not a curated record. Gene Ontology annotation, biological process: DNA-templated transcription; positive regulation of transcription from RNA polymerase II promoter by galactose. Gene Ontology annotation, molecular function: zinc ion binding; DNA-binding transcription factor activity, RNA polymerase II-specific; RNA polymerase II cis-regulatory region sequence-specific DNA binding. The coding region runs from base 1 to 2073 and encodes 690 amino acids.